UCCCAGUUACAUCUGUUGGCAUUCUUUCUUGAACAGAAAGACAACUCUCUUGGAAACAAAUUGUCCCCAAAUUUCGAUCCCAAAUCACACAGGAGAAUCAUGGGUCAGGGUACACCCGGUGGUCUUAACCGUCAGCUUCCCGGCGACCGCAAGAACGAUGGUGACAAGAAAGAGAAGAAGUUCGAGCCGGCUGCUCCUCCGGCUCGCGUUGGUCGGAAGCAGCGUAAACAGAAGGGACCGGAGGCGGCGGCUCGGAUACCCACGGUCACGCCGCUGACGAAGUGCAAGCUGCGGCUUUUGAAGCUGGAACGAAUCAAGGAUUACUUGCUUAUGGAAGAGGAGUUCGUGGCAAAUCAAGAGAGAUUGAAGCCACAGGAGGAGAAAACGGAGGAGGAUCGGUCCAAGGUUGAUGACUUGCGUGGCUCGCCGAUGAGUGUUGGGAAUUUGGAGGAGUUGAUAGAUGAGAAUCAUGCUAUUGUUUCUUCGUCGGUGGGGCCGGAGUAUUAUGUUGGGAUCUUGUCGUUUGUGGAUAAGGAUCAGCUCGAGCCUGGAUGUGCUAUUCUUAUGCACAAUAAGGUGCUUUCUGUUGUUGGAUUGCUUCAAGAUGAAGUAGACCCUAUGGUUUCUGUGAUGAAAGUUGAGAAAGCUCCAUUGGAGUCAUAUGCCGAUAUUGGUGGUCUGGAUGCCCAGAUCCAGGAAAUCAAAGAGGCAGUUGAGCUUCCAUUAACACACCCGGAAUUGUAUGAAGAUAUAGGUAUUAAACCUCCCAAGGGUGUCAUCCUCUAUGGAGAGCCUGGAACUGGAAAAACUUUACUUGCAAAGGCUGUGGCAAACUCUACAUCUGCAACUUUCUUGCGUGUAGUUGGAAGUGAAUUAAUUCAGAAGUACCUGGGAGAUGGUCCCAAAUUGGUGAGAGAACUCUUUAGAGUUGCUGAUGAUCUCUCACCAUCUAUCGUCUUUAUUGAUGAAAUUGAUGCAGUGGGUACAAAAAGGUAUGAUGCCCACUCAGGUGGUGAACGUGAGAUUCAAAGGACUAUGUUGGAAUUGCUGAACCAGUUAGAUGGUUUUGAUUCAAGAGGAGAUGUCAAAGUAAUUCUUGCAACAAAUAAGAUCGAAAGUCUUGAUCCUGCCCUCCUUCGCCCUGGUAGAAUAGACAGAAAAAUUGAAUUCCCUCUUCCGGAUAUCAAGACAAGGAGGCGCAUCUUCCAGAUACACACAUCAAGGAUGACGUUGGCUGAUGAUGUCAACCUGGAAGAAUUUGUUAUGACAAAAGAUGAGUUCUCAGGAGCUGAUAUUAAGGCCAUUUGUACUGAAGCUGGUUUGCUUGCUUUAAGAGAGCGCCGCAUGAAGGUAACUCAUGCAGAUUUCAAGAAGGCAAAAGACAAGGUUAUGUUCAAGAAGAAAGAGGGUGUUCCUGAGGGGCUCUAUAUGUGAGAAUUAUCGUCUUCUCUUUUCAAGUAGACAUGUAUCACUUGUUUUUAAAUGUGAUUUUAUCUUCACCUAUCUUUCUACAAAUCUUUGGGAAACUUAAGUCGCAGUUGGCUGCAAUUUGUUUCGCCUUCAUGUUUGCCUGCGCUUGUUGAAUUUUCCACUUCAGUCUCCCAUUUCGUAGGUGAUGAAGUUAUAAAUAUCUAGUUUUCUUUCC
This is a messenger RNA of Sesamum indicum (sesame), 1645 nucleotides long. RefSeq names its product 26S proteasome regulatory subunit 4 homolog A. NCBI's taxonomy places the organism in Eukaryota, Viridiplantae, Streptophyta, Magnoliopsida, Lamiales, Pedaliaceae. Gene Ontology annotation, molecular function: ATP hydrolysis activity; ATP binding. The record is from RefSeq and is a predicted model, not a curated record.